AGUGGCUGCGGCGCGGCGCGGGGCGCAGAGCCGGCUCGGCGCGUCGACUGCCCAGAGUCCGCGGCCGCGGCGCCCCGAGGAGCUGAGCGGCCAUGGCCUACCACAGCUUCCUGGUGGAGCCCAUCAGCUGCCAUGCCUGGAACAAGGACCGCACCCAGAUCGCCAUCUGCCCCAACAACCACGAGGUCCACAUCUACGAGAAGAGCGGGGCCAAGUGGACCAAGGUGCACGAGCUGAAGGAGCACAACGGGCAGGUGACAGGCAUCGACUGGGCCCCUGAGAGUAACCGCAUCGUGACCUGCGGCACGGACCGCAACGCCUACGUGUGGACGCUGAAGGGGCGCACGUGGAAGCCCACGCUCGUCAUCCUGCGCAUCAACCGGGCCGCCCGCUGCGUGCGCUGGGCCCCCAACGAGAACAAGUUCGCCGUGGGCAGCGGCUCCAGGGUCAUCUCCAUCUGCUACUUCGAGCAGGAGAAUGACUGGUGGGUGUGCAAACACAUCAAGAAGCCCAUCCGCUCCACCGUCCUCAGCCUGGACUGGCACCCCAACAACGUGCUCCUGGCGGCCGGCUCCUGCGACUUCAAGUGCCGGAUCUUCUCGGCCUACAUCAAGGAGGUGGAGGAGCGGCCGGCGCCCACCCCGUGGGGCUCCAAGAUGCCCUUUGGGGAGCUGAUGUUCGAGUCCAGCAGCAGCUGCGGCUGGGUGCAUGGUGUCUGCUUCUCGGCCAGCGGCAGCCGCGUGGCAUGGGUCAGCCACGACAGCACCGUGUGCCUGGCUGAUGCCGACAAGAAGAUGGCCGUGGCCACCCUGGCGUCUGAAACGCUGCCACUGCUGGCCGUCACCUUCAUCACGGACAACAGUCUGGUGGCCGCGGGCCACGACUGCUUCCCGGUGCUGUUUACCUACGACAGCGGCGCGGGGACGCUGAGCUGCGGCGGGCGGCUGGACGUGCCCAAGCAGAGCUCGCAGCGUGGCCUCACAGCCCGUGAGCGCUUCCAGAACCUGGACAAGAAAGCCAGCUCGGAGGGCGGCGUGGUCGCGGGGGCCGGCCUCGACUCGCUGCACAAGAACAGCGUCAGCCAGAUCUCAGUGCUCAGCGGGGGCAAGGGCAAGUGUUCGCAGUUCUGCACCACGGGCAUGGACGGUGGCAUGAGCAUCUGGGACGUGAAGAGCCUGGAGUCGGCCUUGAAGGACCUGAAGAUCAAGUGACCUGCGCGGAGUGCCGCCCUCAUCCCUGCUGCGGGGAACGGGGACAGGCUAGGGGUCGCAGUGCAGGUUCCCACGGGCUGCUCCCUCAGGAGGCAGGGGUGGCUGGGGACUCUUACCUACUCAAGAAAUACGUGCCUUUUUCGGAAAGAAAUGCUUUUGUUUACAAGUCAGACGAUGCCCCCAAAGCACUAUGCUGGUCAUGAACUGCUUCAAAACGUGGAGGUAAUAAAAUGCAGCGUGGACACGCCUGA
Messenger RNA from Lepus europaeus (European hare), 1462 nucleotides. It is a transcript of the gene ARPC1B, whose product is annotated as actin related protein 2/3 complex subunit 1B. Gene Ontology annotation, cellular component: actin cytoskeleton; Arp2/3 protein complex. The transcript is spliced from 10 exons. The coding region runs from base 93 to 1211 and encodes 372 amino acids. The record is from RefSeq and is a predicted model, not a curated record. Gene Ontology annotation, molecular function: actin filament binding. Gene Ontology annotation, biological process: Arp2/3 complex-mediated actin nucleation. Lineage: Eukaryota; Metazoa; Chordata; Mammalia; Lagomorpha; Leporidae.